Molecule: messenger RNA, 771 nt
Organism: Neospora caninum
Lineage: Eukaryota; Apicomplexa; Conoidasida; Eucoccidiorida; Sarcocystidae
Product: putative transport protein particle component Bet3 domain-containing protein
Exons: 1
Coding region: 1-771 (256 amino acids)
Biological process (GO): endoplasmic reticulum to Golgi vesicle-mediated transport; regulation of GTPase activity
Cellular component (GO): trans-Golgi network; cis-Golgi network; TRAPP complex
Source: RefSeq, a predicted model, not a curated record
AUGCUGAGCUCCGGCGGCGGUUUGCAUCCGGGUUUUUUGAGUGUGCCGUCCUCCGCUUCGUCGUCUGCGACGUCGGGUCCGUCUUCGACUUCGAACUUUUUCUCGCACGCCGCCUCUCCAGCUGUUCUCUCGCCGCCUGUGCACGAGGUGGCCACGAGCGGCGUGCACUUUCUCCAACAAGAAGUCGCGAGCUAUGCCGCGCUUCGAAGCGGCGGGAACCGUCGAGAGACUCUCGCGACGCUCGAGGCCGCAGGGUUCCAGAUCGGCGUGAGGCUCCUGGAGCGUCUCUCGCUGCGGCUUCAGACGCGCAUGUGGGAGCAGCGCGAAUGCCUGAAAUUCGUGUGCAAGGAUCUCUGGCAAAUCCUCUUUCAGAAACAGGCGGACCGUCUCCAAACCAACCGCCGGGGUGGAUACGUGAUUCAAGACCACAGCCUCCCGUGGCUCCGACGCCUGCGACCAGCCGUCCCAGGCGAAAACGCGAAACUCCCGACGGAAGCCUUCGCGGGGGCGUACACCGCAACGGGCUCCGAGCGCGAAGACCGCGAGGGCGAGAACCGCACACGCGAGAACGCAAGGAAAGAGAGCGAGGCAGCAGCCAAGCUGCAAGCAGAAGGCGCCGUCGCGGCUCUGUGCGAGGAACCUCUCGUCCACGUCUCGCUCGUGUGCGGAAUCAUUCGGGGCGCACUCGCAAACAUGGGUCUUUCGUGCACCGUCACUGCAGAUGCGUCUGCCAGCCCAAACUGCUCUUUCCAAAUCCGAAUUCCUUCUUGA